Molecule: messenger RNA, 1437 nt
Organism: Plasmodium relictum
Lineage: Eukaryota; Apicomplexa; Aconoidasida; Haemosporida; Plasmodiidae
Gene: GDPD
Product: glycerophosphodiester phosphodiesterase, putative
Exons: 1
Coding region: 1-1437 (478 amino acids)
Biological process (GO): lipid metabolic process
Molecular function (GO): phosphoric diester hydrolase activity
Source: RefSeq, a predicted model, not a curated record
AUGAAAACAGAGAAAAUUACAAUAGUUGGCCACAGAGGUUGCGGUUCAAGUGAAGCAGGAGGAACUUCAGUUUAUCCUGAAAAUUCCCUUUUUUCUUUUAAAAAAGCAGUUGAUUUAAAAAUUGAUGGGAUUGAGUUAGACGUAUGGCUAACUAAAGACAAUGAAGUUGUAGUUAUACAUGGUGCAUAUGAUGGAUUAAUUGGUUAUACGUUAUUAUAUGAUGAAAAAAUGAAAGGUAAAUAUAUUGAAGAAUUAACAAGAAAAGAAAUUCAAAGUCAUCAUUUUAAAGAACCUUGGAUAUUAAACAAAGGAAAAAAUUAUUAUAAUGAUAAUUGUAAUGAAUCAGCAAAUUUUUCUAUUUUAAAUAAAAAUGAGAAAUUAGAAAAAAUGAGAGGUUAUAAUGAAUUUAGUAGUGCUUACCUCAACAUAGAAGAAAAUGAUGAAAUAGAAAAAAUAAUUAAUGAAAAUUUUUUCAGCAAUUAUUUAAUGGAUAAAGACAGUAAAGUAGAAAGUGAUGAAGAGAAGAAAGAAAAGGAAAAGAAAUUAUAUGAGGAGUUAGAAAUAGAUGAAAAUAUUGGAGAAGAAGAAUUUAUGAAAAAUAUUGAAUGCUCAUAUUGUAAAUUUAUUUAUACAAAUUAUCUGAGCAAAAGAACCUUUGAGUUUAAAAGAAAACAAGUAAUAUUUAAAUUCAUUUCUAUGUUUUACCAUGUACCACUAUUAAAGGAUAUAUUAAACAUAUUUAAAAAUAAAUUAAGUUAUGAUAUUGAAUUAAAAGGAACAAAGGAAAAUUUAGGCUUAUAUAUAUUAGAUAUUUUAGAUAAUUAUAAAGGUUUAAAGUUUAAGUUCAGUUCAUUUCAUUGGAUAUUGCAAGAUAAUCAUAUAAGAAAAAAGUUAUCUAAAAAUAAAAACAUGCAGAAAAUUGACUAUUCUUCAUAUCCUUAUCAUAACACUAACAAAAUUGAUCUAUUAAAAGUACUAAGAAAUAAUAAAUUGAAUAUACCAGUAGCUUUAUUAUUUUCAUAUAAUGAAGUGAUGCCAAAUAUAAAUUCUAUUUUAUGCUCUAUGAAAUAUUAUAAUGCUGAAUGGGCUCAUUUCCCCUAUAACUUAAAUAAAAAAUCAAUUAUAUUAAAUUGUAAUAGAAAAAAUAAAAUUAUCUCAGUAGAUUAUCUUGUAAAAAUUUUACAUAAAAAUAAUAAAAAAAUCAUGAUUUAUUGGGGGACGGAGGAUAAGGAUCAAGAAGAUGAUUUACUUUGUUAUAUAAAAUUAAAUGUUGAUUCCAUUUGUCCUAAUGAUAUUACCCUAGCCAAAAGAGUUAUGCAAAAGGAAGAAAACCUACAUUCAAAAAUAAAUGAAAUAUCAAAUAAAAAUAUUGUAAAUGAAAGAGAUAUGAAUUCUUUUUUAGAGAAAAAAGAAAAAACUCCAUUAUAUAUAUAUUAA